Cylindrotheca closterium is the source of this 2349-nucleotide messenger RNA. The record is from the annotation of a GenBank genome assembly. Lineage: Eukaryota; Bacillariophyta; Bacillariophyceae; Bacillariales; Bacillariaceae.
AUGCCAUCUUGCGGUGAAGAAUCGAAUCAUCUAAGUUCUGGGGUGGCUGGCGUUCCAGAACUGAAGAACUCACCAAUCGGAACUCUUCUCUUUCUCCAAUGCUGUCCCAGUCCACAAUCAUUGCCAUUGGCUUCCGAUUCUUCGACCAACAGACAACUUAGAAUGAAAGACUCUUGCUCUUCAGACAGUCCAUCAAGUCGCAGUCACAGCAUGAAGCGAAGUCGGCCUUUGUCCAAAUUCGCACUGGCAACCUUCGCCCUAGUGGCUGCCAACAAUGUCGCUCCAACAGAGUGCUUUGGAAGCCAUUCUACUGUUGCCUCACCUUCGAGACGAGCAAUGCAAUCUCAGCAUUACUUUACCACUGAUGAAUACUUUUCAGCGACUUCUUCUACCCGCUUUUACAAUCCUCUCUUGACAUCCAAUCCGGCUGCUUCUCCCAAAUCAUCAUCUUCAACGACAACAACACAGGCUGAGGAAGCUCGUUUGCCCACUUGGCUCGAAAUAGAACAAGCUCAUUUGGUUCAUGAUCACAUGGAACUAUUGAGAGAUGCCAUGUUGCAAUCAUUCUUUACAGAGAAUGAAAUAUUGAAGCUCAGUUGCGCCAUUCAAGAAGCGAGCAACUUUGAUCAGAAUAAAAUGGCCGGGGCUGCGGAAUUCUGUACCAUUAUGGUGGAAACCAUGGAAAUGGGGCUGAAUGCCCUUGUGGCUGCUGCGUUUCACUACUGUUCUUGCGUCACCGCCAGAGAAAAGCAAGUCUUUUAUGGAACCCAAAGUAAGGAGGACCUUAGUCCUUGGGAUUUUAGACAACACCACAGCAUUGAUUCCUUUGGAGAACAUGUAGUGCAAAUUGAAAAGGAUGCUUCUCGUCUGAAGAGAUUGGAAAUGGUCGCGUCAAUGGUCAUGAAUAACAGUCCCACCAACUCACACAAGGUGACACCCGAUUCGGAAAAGGCAAACAAUCUACGCAAUCUGUUUCUAACAGAAAGCAAGGACUGGCGAGCACUUGCCAUUCGAGGAGCUGCCUGCUUGUACAGACUUCGAGGCAUUCUCAGAUCCUCUGAUUCCGCUCAUCCUUUGAGCAAAGACAACAACCGUGUCUGCCGGGAAGCUUUGCACAUUUAUGCGCCCUUGGCUUCGCGAUUGGGAAUGCACCGUCUCAAGAAUGAAUUGGAGAAUACUGCGUUUCAAAUCUUGUAUCCAAGGCAAUUCGCUACUGUCACCUCGCUGCUCCAACAAACCAGAGACCCUUCGGCUCGUCGAGUUACCUGGAACAGCCGAGCUUCGUGGAAACCAGACAUUGAAGAAUCAAUGGAAAAGAUUUUGGAACAAGUUCAAGCGGAAAUGACAGAGAUUCUCCAAAACGAUGCCGAAUUCAGCGAGGCAGUUCAAGACUACACCGUUACAGCUCGUGUCAAAGAGGCUUACUCUACUUGGAAAAAGAUGCUUCGCAACAAGUGCGAUCACAUUCUUCAAGUUCCAGAUGCCAUUGCUUUUCGUAUUGUUCUCAAUGCCAAGAAGCAUUACGAGGAUGAACCAGAUGAAAUGAUUCGAGCUCGCGAACGUGCUCUUUGCUACUAUGCUCAAGAGUUGUGCUUGCAACGAUGGGCUCCUGCAGAGGAAGACGCCCGUUACAAGGAUUACAUUGCCUCGCCCAAGGCCAAUGGAUACCAAAGCUUGCAUUAUACUGCCAAUACCAGCUGGCAAGGACAAGUAUGGAGCAUGGAAAUUCAAGUUCGAUCGGGAGAAAUGCACAAUGUUGCCGAGUUUGGAGUUGCUUCUCAUUGGGACUACAAGGUCAGAGGCAAGGAAACUACUUCUACCAACAUGUCUCGGUCUGCGGAAGGUCACUCUUCUCUCACUAUCAACGAACACUUGGGACGCGUAGUUAUUCAGCAGACAUCAGAUGCCUAUUUGCGAUCCCUUCAAGAGUACCACUGGAAAACUCAUGGAAGCACUUACGGUGCGGAACCUACCACCACCCUUGACGAAGAGCACACUGAGGAUACCGAGUAUUUCCACAGCAACGAGGAGAGCCAUAUUCGUGCCGAACGCAUUCGGGCUCGUACUCAACGCUUGGCUCCUUACAUUGAAGCUUUCACCACGGCUCAAUCCGACUUGGCAAGAGAAAAUGUCUAUGUCUUUCUUUCUCAAGAUGGUGACGAACAAGAAGGUGCCGUUUUGGCUUUGCCUGCCGGAGCCGUAAUCUUGGAUGUCCUGAGACAAGUCGAACUUCAAUUUCUCCCGGAAGACUGUGUCUUUCACAAUGGAUCUCCAGCCUCUAUCACUACUAGAUUGAGUAAUGGAGACGUUUUGAGCAUUCCGUCCAUGAUGACCACCUCCUUGAUGUGA